AUGCCUGUGCCGGGCAGUGACGAGAAUGUUUGUGUCAGGGAGGGCAGCGAUUUUGCUUCCUUGAUUCUGCUGGCGAGGCAGGCGCACCAUUCGGAGGUCAGGUGCCUCGAGGACGAGGUGCAGAGCUUACGCAAGAGGCUGACGGCUAUAUGUGGAGAUAGGCAGAGCCCUUGUGUCGACAUGCACGCCAAGCGAGCAGACUCGCCCGUUGAUCCAGAGCCGACUCAGAUGGGCACCGAGGAGCGCUUCCCCGAUCGGAAAACCUCCGCUGAUGCACAGUCUGCAGAGGAUGAGAAUUCGGCCGGCAUGUUCCCGUAUGAUCCGCGCUUUCCCAAUCCAUUAAACAGCCAAGAAAGAGACAGGACGGCAUCACCGGAGGAAGGCAACACGAGGACAAUCGAACAUGGCAGGAUGUCAACAUUGGUCCCCACGCUCUCCAGGAGAGAGAAGAGAGUUUCAACGUGGAAGGAUCUCAGCAAGAUUCUCCAGCAGAGUGCCCGAUACAAGAGGUCACACUUGGAUUCCUUAGCGACACAAGGUGUCUUGGGAAGGCUGGUGCAUGAUCCAAUGUUUGAGGUCUUUAUUACGAGUGCAAUCUUACUGAAUGGAGCAGUCAUGGCUGCCGAGGCGCAGUACCAAGGGUUUGAUUUGGCCGUGUGGACCAAUCAUGAGAGUGCAUCUCGUGUCUCCGCUGAUGUGUGGCCGCACGGUGAAACAAUAUUCGAGGCUUGUGAAUGGAUAUUCGGCCUAAUUUUCCUGUUCGAGAUUAUGCUGAAACUUGUAGCUACCCGUAUUAAGUUUUUCCGAGGUUGCUUGAAUUGUAUAGAUCUUGCAGUCGUCACAUUCUGGGUGUAUGGUCGUGUAAGCUACGGUGGGAGCGUGAAUGCGCAGAUGCUCCGUAUCGCUCGAAUGGCACGUUUGCUUAGAAUUGUACGAUAUUUGAACAACGCUGCGUUUGAUUCGCUCUACAUUAUGGUUACCUCUCUCAGGGGAAGUAUGAUGAUUCUGGCAUGGUCGUUCCUGUUGUUGCUGAUGUUCCACGUGGUAUUAGCACUGGUUGUCAACCAGGCCCUGCGUCUGUGGUAUUUUCAAGAGAGCCAGGCUGAGGAACAAACCGAGGUGUUCGUAUAUUUCGGUAGUUUCUCCCGAUCACUUCUCACGAUGUUCGAGCUCACCCUCGCAAAUUGGAUAGUCCCAGCGAGGGUGCUGAUGGAGAAGGUGAACGAGUGGCUUCUUAUCUCAUAG
Messenger RNA from Prorocentrum cordatum, 1245 nucleotides. The record is from the annotation of a GenBank genome assembly. Lineage: Eukaryota; Dinophyceae; Prorocentrales; Prorocentraceae.